Molecule: messenger RNA, 835 nt
Organism: Thermothielavioides terrestris NRRL 8126
Lineage: Eukaryota; Fungi; Ascomycota; Sordariomycetes; Sordariales; Chaetomiaceae
Exons: 2
Coding region: 89-430 (113 amino acids)
Biological process (GO): mycotoxin biosynthetic process
Source: RefSeq, a predicted model, not a curated record
UCCGCUGCGUGAUCAUGCGGGCACCCGCUGAGUCCCUGCACAGAAACGGCUGCAUCAAGCACACUUCCCGGAGCGGUACUACCCCAACAUGACCGACUUCGAGAAGGAGCUGCAGACGGAGCACAGCUUGCACUGCCUGCAGAUGCUGGUCGAGGCGAUCAUGUGCAAGGCGGACGAGACGCCGCUGACCAUGAUCUGGUUCGACAACAGCAUCCUGCCGGGGGGCAACCGGACGAUCGCGCACGAGUGCGUCAACUGGGACCGCUUGCUGCGCGGCAUGGACGAGAUCAAGGUCGACCCGUUCGAGCCCGGCGUGCUGGUGCAUCCCAAGUUCGGCCCCGUCGUGCCCGACGGCCGGUACACGAAGCUGGACAACCGCAUUGGGUACAUCUUCAAUCCCGUGCCGCUGGACCGCGAUAAGUACCCUUGAAUGAUAUCUGGGGACUCGGGCUGGGUGGCUGGGUGAUAUCAAAACGAGCGCCGACGAGGUGACGCCCGCUGGCUGAGUUUCAGGGUCGUCGGUUGCACAAGUUGGCAAAGUCUUGGGCACGGCUGGCAGGGAGCUGGGGUGUGCAAGGAAUGAUGAGGUCUGCCUUGUGAAUGGUGGGCAUUGUGGUUUAAAAUGCGACAGAUUGGCCGGGGGAUUCUCGUCCAUGUUUCUGCUUCCCGCCGUCCAGCUGCACCUGAGGAUUGCUUCGCCCUUGCCGCCCUCCCUGCUCGUAUCCCUUUGCAACGAGAUGCUCUCUUAGCAGUAAUUUCCUUUGAGUUGUUGGAGUUGGUGUCAUGAGUGCAACGUCGUCCUUAGGUACCUAGGUACUUACCUGAACAUUCUGCG